This is a messenger RNA of Archocentrus centrarchus (flier cichlid), 2429 nucleotides long. It is a transcript of the gene wnt4b, whose product is annotated as wingless-type MMTV integration site family, member 4b. Gene Ontology annotation, molecular function: frizzled binding; cytokine activity. The transcript is spliced from 9 exons. The coding region runs from base 519 to 1595 and encodes 358 amino acids. Gene Ontology annotation, biological process: neuron differentiation; canonical Wnt signaling pathway; cell fate commitment. Lineage: Eukaryota; Metazoa; Chordata; Actinopteri; Cichliformes; Cichlidae. The record is from RefSeq and is a predicted model, not a curated record. Gene Ontology annotation, cellular component: extracellular region.
AACUUGGAAUGGACACAUUUGUUUUCCCGGGAUAGAACUAACUACAAGAUGACACCGUGCUACUGUUUGCCUGUUUUUUUAAAUUGACUUUUAUUAGUAUUUCUGGAUUUUAGGUAGCCUUUCUGGGGGAAAUUCUAUUAAUCUGAGAUUGAAAUCGGACAUAUGGACGUAUUUUUGUGCAUGAAGGAUGAGUUUUGCGUGCAGCUUGUGAAACAGUCCUCUAAGUAUGCUUUUGCUGUUACUGACAACAAUAGAGAAGAAGCUGAAGAGCAGCUUUGCUGAAUAAAAUUUAGAUUCAUUUUGAAAUUGUAUCCUCUCAGCAACAAAAAGAAGAAUAACUGGCUAUCACAGAACUAUCAACUGAUAUGUGGGGAUCAUCCCCAGACUCUGGCCUUGAAACUUAAACAGCAACAAGCACGCAGACGGACGGAACGAUCACUUCAACUGUGGAGACGGGCAGCGUGCUGUCCAAAGACCCAGCCUGACGCACGGAGACGGACAGACAGACAGACAGUCUGAUGCCAACUGUCUCCACUGUCAAUCUCACGGCACCACUCCUCCUCCUGUUGCUAUGGGCAACCCACCCCACCAUGGCAACCAACUGGCUAUCCCUGGCGAGGCUGCCGCGCUCCCGGCCCGUGUCUGGUGCUGCCCAGUGUGCACGGCUGAGGGGGCUGACCCCAGGCCAGGUGGGGGUGUGCAGAGCACGGGGGGAGGUCAUGGAGUCUGUACGCAAGGCAGCAGAGAUGGUCAUAGAAGAGUGCCAGCACCAGUUCAGGAAUCGCCGCUGGAAUUGUUCCACCACCCCACGUGGGAUAAAUGUAUUUGGCAGAGUGAUGAACCAAGGCACUCGGGAGGCAGCCUUUGUGCAUGCUCUCUCCUCAGCAGCUGUGGCUGUGGCAGUGACCCGAGCCUGCACCCGCGGGGAGCUGGAGAGGUGUGGCUGUGACAGGAAGGUCAGGGGAGUCAGCCCAGAGGGUUUCCAGUGGUCGGGGUGCAGUGACAACCUGUCCUAUGGUGUGGCUUUCUCUCAGACAUUUGUGGAUGACCCAGAGCGAGCCAAGGGGCUGUCAGCAGGCCGGCCGCUCAUGAACCUCCACAACAAUGAAGCCGGUCGAAAGGCCAUCCUUCAUAACAUGCAGGUUGAGUGUAAAUGUCAUGGUGUGUCUGGCUCCUGUGAGCUAAGGACCUGCUGGAAGGUCAUGCCUCCAUUCAGGCGUGUGGGUGUUGUGCUCAAGGAACGCUUUGAUGGAGCCACAGAGGUCCGCCUGACUCGUAUAGGAUCCAGGACAGCCUUGCUCCCCCGAGACCCACAAGUUAAACCCCCUGCUGCCCGAGACCUUGUGUAUCUUUCACCCUCCCCAGAUUUCUGCCAUCUCGACCCUGACAAUGGUAUUCCUGGGACUGCUGGCAGAAGAUGUAAUGGAACAUCUCGGUUGGCACCAGAUGGCUGUGAGCUGGUGUGCUGUGGGCCAGGCUACAGAGCAGGCCGGGCUGAGGUGGUGCAGCGCUGCUCCUGCAAGUUUUCCUGGUGCUGCUCGGUGCGUUGCCAGCAGUGCAAGAAUACAGUCACCAUUCACACCUGCAGAGUCUAAGAAGCCACUCAACAUGGCCAGAUUAAAUAAGACAGACACCACACAAGGCGGAUUAACUUUGGCACCAAAUUAUCUUAAUAACUGUCCAAAGCAGCCUUACUUUGACCACUUUUUCCCUUAGAAAAGUAAAACUGCAGUUUGGUUUGAUUGUUGUCUUGUAAAAACUGCAAAAUUAAAACUAAUGUGAAGACAAAGCACCAUCAGCAAGUACACAAAAAAAGAAGUCUGCUCUGUUUUUAAACUGAUGUCCCAGUUUAGCAUUUUGAGACAGACAAAAGGAUAGGCACAGACAUGCAUACACAUGUAGGCAUGAACACACACACACACACACACACACACACACACACACACACACACACACACACAAACAACAGUUAAUCAAACACUGAAAUGACAAAGCUUUAAAGCAGAACCUAAUGAGAACUAAUACAGAAACAUUGAUGAUUACUUUUACGUUUUAUGCCAGCUAUUCUCAUUUUGUCAUAGACUAGUAUGUCUUUGAACUUUUACUGUAUUUAUGUCUUCUUUUUGAUUCUGGUUUAUUUAUUUGUAUAUCAGAGUCUUUGCUGCACUUACAUCCAUGUCUGUCUUGUGUUUUUGUCCCUCAUCCUCAUAUGAAACUCUUCUGUUUGUUUCCUGCACAAGCAGUGCUAUUAAGUCUUUUUGAGAAUCUAAUCAAUACAGUAGUUUAUUAAGAAAAAUACCAAAGUGUGUCUUUAUUGAAUCUGAGUUAAAUGGUACCCUGUGAGAGGGUUUGAACACUAGUUGGAGUGGAGACCUAUUUUGGUGAGCAGGUCCCUGCUUUGCACUACUAUAACAUUGUUGAAUUCAUUA